Messenger RNA from Saccostrea cuccullata (small rock oyster), 911 nucleotides. RefSeq lists its product as uncharacterized. The coding region runs from base 21 to 911 and encodes 296 amino acids. The transcript is spliced from 2 exons. The record is from RefSeq and is a predicted model, not a curated record. Lineage: Eukaryota; Metazoa; Mollusca; Bivalvia; Ostreida; Ostreidae.
AAACUGUAAAGAAAACACCGAUGGACACCAAUGGACAAAGACCGGACGAAACGGGCAAUGGUCAUGCUUAUCCAGUUGUCCAAGCCCCUUCACGCCCAUUACACCCAAGGUUUUCUAGAGAUGUUUCAACACAAAUGACAACGUAUCGGGUGCCAUCAGACUAUCUAUCCACAACUAUUAAGAAAAUACCACCUGGCACCAAUGGACAAACGUCUGACGAAUUGGACAACGGUAAUACAUGUCCAGUUGUUCAAGCCCCUUUGCGCCGAAUACAUCCAAUGUUUUCUAGAAAUGCCUCAACUCAAAUGACAACGUAUUGUGUGACGUCACAUUUUCAGGAAAAGGUCAAAGAAGCUAAGACACAAACGUUUAUAUUUCAGUACAUCAAAAGUAAGAAGUAUAAAACUGCGGUCAUUGUUGCAGAUUUCCCACCAAUCCAACCUGUGGAUGAUGACGAUAUUGAGGUAGCAGCUGGAGGUAUCCCGAGGCUAAGUGAGGAGGUACAGAGGCAUUCUGUACCACCACUGGAGGUCGAACAACGACAGCCAACCCCGCCCCCAGAGUUUGAACAAGUUGUUCCUUGUUCAGAUUUUGAUAGUGGACCAGAGAUGAGAACCACUCCUCCACUUCCAGGAGCUAGACAGCAUCGAAUUAGACCCGGAAAUGACGCUUUGGUACGUGUGGGCGGUGGUUGGAUGGAACAAAAUUACCAUCAACAGAAACAUUGCACCAGCAACCGAAAGUGUAAACCUACGGCAGACAGAUAUCCCGUCAUCCCCUCUCUGUUUCAUCCAAGUUGUAAAAUGAGAAAAGUGAAUAAAUCACAUUAUGCUUCUGUAACAGUUAUGAAUAACAACCGUUUUACUGAAUUUUCAUGUACGAGGCGGUUCCUGGACAAAAUUAGAAAGUAA